Molecule: messenger RNA, 2341 nt
Organism: Mastomys coucha (southern multimammate mouse)
Lineage: Eukaryota; Metazoa; Chordata; Mammalia; Rodentia; Muridae
Product: interferon-induced protein with tetratricopeptide repeats 1-like
Biological process (GO): defense response to virus
Cellular component (GO): cytosol
Molecular function (GO): protein binding; RNA binding
Source: RefSeq, a predicted model, not a curated record
CUUUAGGUUUCAUUUUCUCUAAAUUGGAACCUUGCCAGUUUCAUCCAGGAAUUGAGGGUAUAGCAAACUCUGUGGUAAUCCUUCCAUGUAUAAAUACCUUGCUCAUCCUAGCAUCCCUAGAACACCUUGGAUUGAGUUUGGAAGAGUCUCUGGGCCUGAACUAAAGUGCUAUGGAGCAACUUCUGUCUCCCAACAACAUGAGUGAAGAAUCUCCUAGAAGUCUCAUAUAUACCAGACUGGUUGAGCUGAGAUGCCACUUCACAUGGAAUUUGGUUAUAGAAGAUGUGGACAUGCCUGAUUUGGAAGUAAGAAUCUCAGAGACUGAGUUCCUUGAUAUUAACUACAGUAUCGGGAUGCACAACCUCCUGGCCUACGUGAAACACCUGAAAGGCCAGCAGGAGGAAGCUCUGAAGAGCUUGAAAGAAGCUGAAGACUUGAUCCAGAGAGAGCAGUUGGGCAAGAGAAGCCUGGUGACAUGGGGCAACUGUGCCUGGGUGCAUUACCACAGGGGCAGCUUGGCAGAAGCCCAGAUCUACCUGGACAAGGUGGAGAAGGUUUGCAAGGAAUUUGCAAGUCCCUUCCCCUACAGACUGGAAUGUGCUGAGAUGGACUGUGAGGAAGGCUGGGCCUUGCUGAAGUGUAGAGGAAAAAAUUAUAAACGAGCCCGGGACUGCUUUGCAAAGGCUCUGGAAAGGGAGCCUGAAAACCCCGAAUUCAACAAUGGCUAUGCAGUUGCAGCCUAUCACCUGGAUUACUAUGGUGGAACUUCUCUAGAACCCUUAAGGAAGGCUGUCAGCUUGAAACCAGAAGAUCUACGCAUUAAAGUUCUCCUUGCCCAAAAGCUUCAGGAUUUAGGCAAGACAAAUGAAGGAGAAAAAUACAUUGAAGAAGCUCUGCCUAGAAUAUCUCCCCAGAAUAAUCUCUUUGGAUAUGUAGCCAAAUUUUACCGAAAGAAAGGUUUAGUGGUGGAAGCUCUCAAGUACCUUGAGAGAGCCUUGCAAACAAAACCUUCCUCUGUCUACUUGCAUUUCCAGAUUGGCCUUUGCCAUAAAAGACAACUGAUUCAAAUAAAGAAAGGUAGAAACAUGCGACUUACAGGGGAGGAUAGAGAGAGAGCAGACCGAUCCAUCCAUUUGGCUAUAUGCUAUUUUAAAAAGACUUUAGAACUGAAGCCCACAUAUGAGAUGGCUUAUGUCAAUCUGGCUGAAAUGUACUUAGAGAUUGAUCAAUUUACAGAGGCAGAGGUCAAUUUUCAGAAAGUAUUGAGCAUGAGCAACUUGGAAGACUAUAUGCAGCAAGAGAUUCAUUUACGCUAUGGCAACUUCCAACAAUUCCAUAAGAAAUCAGAAGAGACAGCCAUUACCCAUUACUUAAAAGGCCUGAAAAUAGAGGUGACUUCUCACUCCAGGGAUAAACUUCUCAAGGCUUUGGAGAAGCUGGCUCAAAGACGCAUUGACCAGAAUAUUCAUGUCCUGGAAAGCUUGAGCCUCCUUGGCUUUGUCUACAGACUGAAAGGGGACACAAGUGAAGCCUUGUCAUGCUACGAGAAGGCCCUGAGGCUCACAGGAGCAGUGAACCCUGAGUUUUGAGGUAGAGCUUAUUAAGUGGCUUAUUAAGCAUUGAGCAUGUCUCCCCAGUCUACUAUUGUUUUGUAGUUGUUGCCUCAAAUAUAUAGACCCCAAUGAAACCAGAUGCAGGUGAUGCCUUUCCUAUUUCUUGCCUUUCUACAGCCCUGAGUUUUUUUGUCACAGACCUGUGAGUGUGUGACAGGAGUGUCCAUUCUCCUGCCACACAUUGCUUCCCAUUUUCUUUAUGAGUGUGCCUUUGGCAUGCAUGACCUAUACCAUCAGUCUCCCAGUACCCUGAUCAAAGGACAGUUAACAUAUUAAAGCUUACUUUUUAUGGGAUUUUCCAAACAUUAGCAACAUCAGAGAGCUAAAUAAAUGAGCAAUGGUCAGCAUUAAAAGGAAGAGGAAUUCAAGAUAUCCUUAUGAUGUUUCAGUCCAUAGUUCUAUUUUCAUAGGCUAUUUUACUGUAGCCAUAACCUGCUGGUCCAUGACCUCCAACCUAAUAAUCAAUGCACUUUUUUUGUAUACAGGUAGGCACCUCUAUUUCAGAAAAUUGUGGUGGAUUUCUCAGGUCCAAAUACAUCGUUCUUUAUUUACCACUAAGAAAACUUCAAUGCUUCAGGAAGACAGAGUAAAGGAGUAACCUCUUUGGAAUGUGCCAACAAUGACAUCCUAGCUACAUGACACCAUUCAGACUAUUGAGAGCUGUAUGGUAUUGCCUUGUUAUUUUCCUAACCAUAUCAUAUUCAUUAAAGUCUGCUAAUAUCACAGAA